This is a messenger RNA of Juglans microcarpa x Juglans regia, 3381 nucleotides long. RefSeq lists its product as uncharacterized. The transcript is spliced from 15 exons. NCBI's taxonomy places the organism in Eukaryota, Viridiplantae, Streptophyta, Magnoliopsida, Fagales, Juglandaceae. Gene Ontology annotation, biological process: lipid metabolic process. The record is from RefSeq and is a predicted model, not a curated record. Bases 99 to 3083 code for a protein of 994 amino acids.
AUCACUCGCAGUGGAAUAAUACACUCUCAGAUUCGCAAUCCCGGAUCACUCGUCUUCCUUCUUCGAUCCCCCAAGUCUCUACUCUCGUACGGGCACCAAUGGGUUCGUGGAUCAGAAACCAGCGGGCCAAGAUCCUCAAGGCCUCGUGGGGGCCGCUGCAACGACCGAUGCGAUGGCCAUGGAAUUACGACGACAGGGAGCAGAGGAAGAGGAUCCCGGAAGAGUACGAGCGACGCAAGAAGCAGCUCCACGAUCUCUGCCUUGCCCUCAAGGCCGAGUCCGUCUCGGACUUGCAGGACAUUCUUUGCUGCAUGGUCCUCUCCGAGUGCGUUUACACGAGGCCUGCUGAUGAGUUGGUUCGAGCUGUAAAUAAAUUCAAGGCUGACUUUGGAGGACAAGUUGUUUCUUUGGAGCGUGUGCAACCUUCUUCAGAUCAUGUUCCACACGGGUACUUGUUGGCAGAAGCAGGUGACGCAUUAUUUGCUUCCUUUGUCGGAACAAAUCAGUACAAGGAUGUCAUGGCUGAUGCAAAUAUACUGCAAGGUGCUAUCUUUCAUGAUUCCGUCGAAGAUGCUGAGGAAAUUGAUGCUGUCAAAUCUAAACAACAUGAAAGUCCAACGGGAAAUUCGGAAUACUUAGGGAAUCCCCUUGAAACAAAAUCUAAGCAACUUAAAGAUAAAUCUAAACCUGCUGCCCAUCGGGGCUUUUUGGCUCGUGCUAAAGGGAUACCUGCUUUGGAGCUAUACAAGCUUGCUCAGAAGAAGAAGAGGAAGCUUGUAUUAUGCGGACAUUCACUUGGUGGAGCAGUUGCAGUUUUAGCUACCCUCGCCAUUUUGAGGGUUAUAGCUGCAUCAUCAUCAAAGGAAGGUGAUACAGUUUUAAUUAAAUGUAUAACAUUCUCCCAGCCACCAGUUGGAAAUGCUGCUUUAAGAGAUUAUGUUAAUAGAAAAGGCUGGCAGCAUUAUUUUAAGAGUUACUGCAUUCCAGAAGAUCUGGUGCCCCGCAUACUUUCUCCAGCAUAUUUUCAUCAUUAUAAUGAUCAGGCUCAACCGAUGCCUGCUGAAGCUGAAUCUUUUAAUUUUUCAAUGUUAAAACAUGAUGAGGGGAUAGAGAAGCUAAAAGACAAUGAAGGGGAGCAGUUGGUUUUGGGGUUGGGUCCUGUACAACGAUCAUUUUGGAGACUCUCAAGGCUUGUUCCUUUGGAGAGUGUGAGGAGACAGUUGAACAAAUACAGAGAAAAAGGAGUUAACUCUGUUGAAACGUCUUCUUCAGCUGAUUCUGUUGCAGAAAAUUGGGUUGAAGAUGAUGUAGUUGAACCACAGUCUCUCGAAAUCCAGGAGGGUUCAGAUGGCAUUUCUCUUAAGCCAAUUUCUGACACUGAUAAAAUGCUACCAGAUGUAGCAACAAGUGGAAAGUUAGCAGAACAAGGGAACAUUAAAGCUGGGGAUGGUGGGAACUGGCUCAGGGUGCCUUAUUUAACUUCUUAUGUACCAUUUGGGCAGCUUUAUCUCUUGGGGAAUUCAUCAGUGGAAUCACUGUCAAGUGCAGAGUAUUCAAAGUCAACCUCGGUCAAAUCUGUUAUUACGGAGUUAAAGGAACUAUUUCAGUCACAUUCCAUGAAGUCAUAUAGAUCUCGAUUUCAGAGAAUCUAUGACCUAUACAUGAGUGAUAAUCCUACAUCUUUCCUUGGAAUUGAGCAACAGCCACAGUUUCCUCAUCUACAGCAGUGGCUUGGUCUUUCAGUUGCAGGUGCUGUUGAGCUUGGGCAUAUUGUAGAGUCUCCAGUCAUUCACACAGCUACUUCAAUCGCUCCUCUUGGAUGGAAUGGAGUACCUGAUGAGAAGAAUGGAGAUCUUCUAAAAGUUGAUAUCACUGGAUUGAGGUUGCAUCUCUGCACGCUUGUUCAUGCUCAAGUGAACGGUAACUGGUGUUCCACUAGAGUAGAAUUGUUUCCUUCGGUUCCAGCUUAUUCUUCAAAUUAUGGAGUGGAGCCAGAAUUGCAAACGAUGCGGGUUGUAGUUGGAGCACCAUUGAGACAGCCAUUAAAGCAUCAGAUAGUGGCAGAUACAUUGGUGCCCAUGUUUCCUUCUAUUCAUUCAGAUGCUGCCAAUCUCACUCAUGUAAAUACUUCAGGAUUCUUUCAUGAUGAAAAAAUCGUCCAUGCUGAAGGUUUGGGUGAUUUUCGCAUAUUCUGCACCAGUGAUUUUGCUACUGUGUCUAAGGAGGUUCAAGUCAGAAUUCGUAGGGUCCGGCUACUUGGCCUUGAGGGUGCUGGUAAAACAGCUCUUCUUAAGUCAAUACUCUGUCAAAGAAAAGUGAACACUAUCUCCAAUAAUGAGAACAUGCUCCCUGAGGCUGAUGUUCAAGAGGGUAUUGUUGGUGGGUUAUGCUACUGCGACACAGCAGGGAUAAAUUUGCAGGAUCUGAAUGGGGAGAUUUCUCGUUUCAGGGAUGAACUGUGGAUGGGAAUUCGUGACCUAAAUCAGAAGACAGAUUUGAUUGUUCUUGUGCAUAACUUGUCCCAUAAAAUACCUCGAUACAAUCACUCAGACUUGUCACAACAGAAGCCAGUGCUUUCACUUAUGUUAGAUGAGGCCCAAUCACUCGGAAUCCCUUGGGUCCUCGCCAUAACAAAUAUAUUUUCUGUCAGUGCAAAUCAGCAAAAAGCAGCAGUUGAUGCUGUUGUACAGGCAUACCAAGUAUCUUUAAGUGCAACUGCAGUUAUCAAUUCCUGUCCAUAUGUUAUACCCAGUGCUGCAAGUGCUUCUUCUUGGGAUGCAAUUGUUCGGAGGCCUUUCCAGAAGAAAGAUAUCGUUCUUCCAAUGGAGGGUGUCUCAUCACUCUGUCAGCUGGUCCACCGUGUGCUUCAGAGCCAUGCAGAGGUCUCUUUCCAGGAACUUGCUAGAGAUAGACUUAUGUUGGAAUUGGCACGAGAACGUGCGAUGACAAUGGAUGCAAGUGCAGAUUCCCAAGACAAGGCGUUCUCCUUAACAUCUGCAGCGGUGGGUGCUUCCCUUGGUGCUGGUCUUGCCCUUGUCUUGGCUGUUGUGAUGGGUGCAGCAUCUGCCUUGAGGAAGGCCUGAGCAUCUAUCAUGUUUUUUUUUUUUGCCUCUUCAUAUUUCAGGACUGCAUGUGUUCCAGGAUUGAGCUUUGGGUACAAUAUCUCGUUGCUUUCCCCAUAAGUGGCCCAGUAGAGUUCAUUAUUUAGGUUCCACUAUCGGAUGACCAGUCAUUUUGUUUAUAUAAUAUUUAUAGGCAAGGAGGUUAGGCGUCCUAACAAAAGUUUGUGUUUUUCUAAACCCGUGCCUUCUCUCCUGGAUGUACACAAAUUGUGUAUUUUUCAGUUUUAUUAGCAACAGAAUAGUUGCUCUUUACCCUUCA